Messenger RNA from Sorex fumeus (smoky shrew), 4558 nucleotides. It is a transcript of the gene CDON, whose product is annotated as cell adhesion associated, oncogene regulated. The record is from RefSeq and is a predicted model, not a curated record. NCBI's taxonomy places the organism in Eukaryota, Metazoa, Chordata, Mammalia, Eulipotyphla, Soricidae. The transcript has 20 exons. Gene Ontology annotation, molecular function: protein binding. Bases 244 to 4005 code for a protein of 1253 amino acids. Gene Ontology annotation, cellular component: plasma membrane; axon. Gene Ontology annotation, biological process: nervous system development; cell-cell adhesion; axon guidance.
GGAGCAGCCCCGGACCCCGCGCCCUCCCGCGCGCCCCCGCCCCCGCGUGCGAGGCGCCGCGCCCUCCCGCCGCCCUGCCCGGUGCACGGAGGGGCCCGCGCGCGCGGGGGAUGACCUGGGGGUGGCUUUCGGAGCCGGCGGCCGCGCUGGACGUCCCCGGGCGCAGCCAGUGGCGUUGAGAGUGAGCCAAGGCCUGGACUGUGCUUUGGAAGUCCGUCCUGCCCGCUUCUGUGACCUAGCGCUAUGCAUCCAGUCCCCGGGCCCGCGCAGACAGUGCUCUUCAUGAUCCUGACCCUUCGGUGCUCUUCCGUGCAUUCAGACUUGGCGCCUUAUUUCAUUUCUGAGCCGCUGUCUGCUGUCCAGAAACUUGGCGGAACUGUAGAGCUCCGUUGUUCGGCCGGACCUGUGACCGCUCACAUCUCGUGGUUGCAUGAUGGGAAAAGAUUGGAUAGAAGCGUGGAACAGAUUAAGAUUCAUCAGGGGACGUUGACUCUUCUCUCCCUUAACCCCUCCCUUGUGGGUUCCUACCAGUGUGUUGCCAACAAUAGCGUCGGUGCGAUUGUGAGUGGCCCCGCAAUGGUUUCCGCUGCCGUUCUUGGUGAUUUUGGCGCCUCGACCAAGCAUGUUGUUAUCGCGGAAGAGAAAGGCACCGGCUUCAUUGGCUGCCAGGUCCCCCCGAGUAACCCCAAAGCCGAGGUGCGCUAUAAAGUCCGGGGGAAGUGGCUGAAACAUUCGACAGAGAAUUACUUAAUCCUUCCAUCAGGAAAUCUUCAGAUUUUGAAUGUGUCCUUAGAGGACAAAGGAUCAUACAAAUGUGCAGCUUUUAAUCCUAUUACACAUGAACUAAAACUUGAACCCGUUGGCCGAAAGCUCCUUGUGAGUCCCCCCUCCUCGGGCCACGUGCACAUCCUCCACCCGACCCUGGCCCAGGUCCUGGCCGUCGUGGCCCACAGCCCCGUCAUGCUGGAGUGCGUGGUGAGUUCCGGGUCCGUCCCGGCCGUGCACUGGCUGAAGGAUGGGCAGGAUGUGGUGCUGGGCAGCAGGUGGAGAAGGCUGCACACACACCUGGCGACGGACCGCAUCGACCCCAGGGACGCCGGCAACUACUCCUGCUUGGUGGGCGGCGGCUCUGGUGAGGUGAAGCACGCCACGUACACAGUCCGCGUGCUCGAACACGCUUCCAUUUCUAAAGGACUGCAGGACCAAACAGUACCGCUGGGCUCCACGGUACAAUUUACGUGCGAUGUUCAUGGGAACCCGGCCCCCAACCGCACCUGGUUUCAUAACGCACAACCUCUUCAUCCCUCUCCACGGCAUCUGACGAUAGGAAGUGGCCUGCAAAUCAGUGGUGUUACUGUGGAAGAUUCUGGGUUGUAUCAGUGUCUUGCAGACAAUGGGAUUGGAUUUAUGCAGUCGACUGGGAGACUUGAAGUUGUAAAAGAUGGUGGACUCAAGCCAGUCAUAAUUACAGCGCCCACAAACACUCAGGUGGUAGAUGGAGACUUUGUUACUUUGUCCUGCAAUGCCACUGGCAUGCCGGUCCCUGUCAUCCGUUGGUAUGACCGGCAAGGAUUGAUAACCAGCCAUCCCUCCCAGGUCCUACGAUCUAAAUCUCGAAAAGCACCCAUAGGAAGACCCGGGGGCUUGGACCCGGAACCCCUUUACUUCAUCAUGUCGCGAGCUGGCUCCAGCUCCCUGUACAUCCAGGCUGUCACUCCGGAGCAUGCUGGCAAGUACACCUGUGAGGCCAGCAAUGCACACGGCACUGCACAGUCCGACGCCGUGCUCACGGUCGUUCCCUUUGAAACAAAUACAAAAACGGACAUGGUCACACCAGCCAGUGCCACCCAGGAUGACAGCAGAGAUGCUCCCGAAACCGCCUUAUCAGACGCUCUCCCGGCGCAGGAAGCAUCAGCAGAGAAAAAUGCUACUGGCACCUCUGUCCCCGACGCCCCCAUCAUUCUGAGCCCCCCACAGACCCACACACCAGACACGUACAACCUGGUCUGGCGGGCAGGCAAGGACGGUGGGCUACCCAUCAACGCCUAUUUUGUGAAGUAUCGGAAGCUGGAUGAUGGAACGGGCGUGGCGGGAAGCUGGCACACAGUUCGAGUCCCCGGAAGUGAAAAUGAGCUCCAUCUGUCCGAGCUGGAGCCUUCCAGUCUCUAUGAAGUCUUGAUGGUAGCCCGAAGUGCCGCAGGGGAAGGGCAGCCGGCCAUGCUCACCUUCCGCACCAGCAAAGAGAAAACAGCAUCAUCAAAAAACACCCCAGUGUUGUCUCUGCCCGUGGGGCUCCCGAAGCACCCCGUGGUCCCAGAGGCUGCAGAGAGUUUUGGAGUGGUUCUUCCUGCAGACCCUUCCAGGCACAGCGGAGUGCCGGAAGCCCCUGACCGACCUACGAUUUCCACGGCCUCAGAAACUUCUGUCUAUGUCACAUGGAUCCCUCGGGCAAAUGGGGGCUCUCCCAUCACUGCCUUCAAGGUGGAAUAUAAGCGCAUGAGGACGAGCGAUUGGCUGGUUGCGGCAGAAGACAUCCCUCCCUCCAAACUCUCCGUGGAAGUCCGGAGUCUCGAACCAGGUUCGACGUACAAAUUUAGGGUCAUUGCAAUCAACCACUAUGGGGAGAGUUUUCGGAGCUCGGCCUCUCGUCCUUACCAAGUGGCAGGAUUCCCCAAUCGUUUCUCGAAUCGCCCCAUAGCUGGGCCACACAUCGCGUACACGGAAGCCGUCAGUGACACGCAGAUCAUGCUCAAGUGGACGUACAUUCCAUCAAUUAACAAUAAUACUCCCAUUCAAGGAUUUUAUAUCUAUUACCGACCAACAGAUAGCGACAACGACAGUGAUUACAAGAGGGAUAUUGUAGAAGGUUCAAAACAGUGGCACAUGAUUGGCCAUCUGCAGCCCGAGACCUCCUAUGAUAUUAAAAUGCAAUGCUUCAAUGAAGGGGGAGAAAGCGAGUUUAGUAACGUGAUGAUCUGUGAAACGAAAGUGAAACGUGUUCCCGGAGCCUCCGAGUAUCCUGUCAAAGACCUGAGCACCCCUCCGAGUGCCCCUGGCGGGGGUGGACCCGUGGGGCCCGCGGCCAGCCCAGCCCGAAGCAGCGAUAUGCUGUAUCUGAUCGUGGGCUGUGUGCUGGGCGGCAUGGUCCUCAUCCUCAUGAUCUUCAUCGCCAUGUGCCUGUGGAAGAACCGCCAGCAGAGCACCGUCCAGAAGUAUGACCCCCCAGGAUAUCUCUAUCAAGGAUCUGAUCUCAACGGGCAGAUGGUGGAGUACACCACCCUGCCUGGCACCAACUGCAUCAAUGGAAAUGUUCAUGGAAGCUUCCGGAGCAAUGGGGGUCUCAGCAAUGGCUGCUCCCAUCUUCACCACAAGGUUCCUAAUGGAGUCAACGGGAUCAUGAACGGGGCCUUAAAUGGAGGGCUGUACACCGGUCAUGCAAACUCUCUCAGCAGGACGCAUGUGGCCUUUGAACAUCCUCGUCAUCUGGUGAAUGGUGGUGGUGUGUACACUGCGGUCCCCCAGACGGACCCACUGGAAUGCUUUAACUGUCGGAACUGUCGGAACAACAACAGGUGUUUCACCAAAGCGAGUAGCACUUUCAGCGUCAGUCCCCUUCCUGUGCUCCCAGUGGCUACCCCUUGUCCUCAGGAAGGAAUGGAAAUGAAACCACUAGGUCAUUUGAAGAUGCCUGGAUGUCUGGCCUCCACAGUCCCCAGCUGUGGCCAAGCCCCUGAGGAGCAAGUCAGUGAAGACGUGGCACCAACACCCACUCAGCAAACUUGCUGUCAGUACAGUAGACACGAGAUCAGCCCUGACAGCUCGGAAGAUACAGCAGAGUGCAGCACAGGAGACAGCUGUGUGCAUUUGGAAACAGAGAAUAAAAUGCUAAGUUGGAAUCAUCUUAUUCUGCCCCCCGUCUCAAAGGACUGUACGGAAAAGGCAUGGUCUCCAGAUACUCCACUGGGCAGCCCUCCGGGGGUCCUUCAGCAACCCCAGGAAACCUGAACAUGUGCAGACAGCUAGCCAGGUCCCAAUUCAAGCCAGUCCCUGCCCAGAACAGACCUGGGGAUGGACUGUGUGAAGGACAGCAGUUCAAAUCCGAGAGAACCGUUAUUUAUUUUUGUAUUUUUUUUUUUGCAGUAGUGAUGUCAUUUGAAUGUAUCCUACACAUGUGCCCGUUUAUAUUAUUUAUACCUAAAGAUUUUCCCUCCCUGUUUCUUCUUCCCUUCUGUGGAAAACAGUCCAGUCUUGCGUAAUUCCCACCAUCCAGAGGGAGGGGCAAGGAUCUUCCCCUGGGCUCCAGGAACCCCCUGACAGUCAGCAGCCUUCCUCUGCCAGGAGCCAGCCCUUGAGCUGAUUCAGCCACGCAGGGGCUAAUUGCCGGGGCCGUUCGGGUUUCCAGCUGGAACGCUGCCUCUCAAUGGUCUUACCAGACUUUCUGAGAGUCGCGGUUGAAAUCAGCCCUGGUUGUAACCUGCUCUUUCUUGCAGCAGGUCUUAGGGAUUUGGUGAGUGGUGGCUGGCCUGUCGGCCCGUGAGGAUGAGCUGUGUUCCAUUUU